AUGGUCGCGCCGAGCGGUGCGCCCGAGGCGCGGGGCCCGCCGGAGGGCCCGCUGUGUGCCGGCCACCGCCCCGUGGCAGACGCCCCGGCUGGCCUGGUGCGGCUGCUCCCCGAGCUGCAGCGCAAGACGGCCCGCCUGCGGGCGGCGCUCGGCUCGGCUAUCAACCGCAAGGAGCCGCCCCCGCAGGCCGAGCGCACGACCGGGCAGGUCAGGCUCCCGCGGGUGCGCUCGGCGCCGCGGCUGCCACAGUUGCCGAAGGGUGGCGCGAGCGGAGAAGGCGACGAGGGCUCGGCGAGGUCCGAGGACGCCGGCCAGGGUCUCCCCGGGCAGCAGCUCCCGCUCGAGACGCUGCACCAUCCAGCCCACCUGCGCUCGCCCGUGGGCGGGUCCCCACAGCUACCACGUCUGCGGGAGGAGGGCUCGCCCAGCGAGGAGGAGGACCCCACAAGGGUACGACGUCCAUGCCUGGUCGAUGGCAGGUGCCGCGCCUCCGAGUGGACGCAGCAGGAGUUGCCCACGCUGUGGGAGGCCCUUUCAGACGACGAGAAGGACUCGCCAGGAGGGCCCAGGGGCGCUAGUGGCGAGCUCUCCAGGCAAGCGACGGAGCGGACCUGGCAUCCCACGAAGCAGGCCGCACUCGUGGGCUCGCGCUCGGCGCCAAAGCUUGCACUGCGGCCGGGCGGCUCGGGCAAGAAGGGAGAGAGCGCGACGGCGGAUCUCCUGGCGGGGCCUUGGGACGCUGGCCAGGACCCCACCCUGCAAGGGCCCCAGAUCGGGUCACAGUCCCCGUGGACCGCUGGUUUCGCGUUAACGCCCGAGGUCUGGAGCGGCACCGAGCCCUUCGCGAUCCAGCCGGAUAGUCCGGCGCCGCCGCAGGAGCUGAGCAAGUCGCCAGGGCCAGAGCAGCCUAUUUUGCGGCGCGCCCCCUGCGCGCAGGCGUGGCCGGAGGAGGACCACGACAAUGCGCAGCAAGUCGCAUGUCUGGACGUCCCUGCGGCGCUGGAGCCCCAGGCACAGAUGAGCGCGGCGCCGCCGAGGCCAGGGACCGUCGGCCGUGCGCCGUCCGAGCAGCGGCGAGCGCAUGGGCAGCCCGACCAGCCGGCCCCGCCGUGCCAGUUGGCGCAGCCGGCCCACGAGCCUCCCAGGCUGCCCACCCUGCGGAGCGCCAGCCGCGGCGCGGCCGGCCGCUCUGCACCGACGGGCCCGGGAGCGGUGGCGCCCCCGCCGCGGGACCACCGCCGCCCGGGCGCGCAGGCGGCGGCCCACGGCUGGCAGCAGAUGGGGCUGCAGGACGGCGCCACGCUCUGGUGCUCCGCCCCGCCCUCCACGCAGUGCUGGCACGUCCUGGACUGCGACUUCGUGAGCAUGAGCGCGGCGGCCGCGCGCGGGCAGCGCUCGGAGCCCCCGCGCGCACGAGAGCACGCCGGCGCCACGGCGUCGCCCGGCCUGUCCAGGCACUCGUUUCCGCGUGGCCGUGCGGUCGCUUGA
Molecule: messenger RNA, 1488 nt
Organism: Prorocentrum cordatum
Lineage: Eukaryota; Dinophyceae; Prorocentrales; Prorocentraceae
Source: the annotation of a GenBank genome assembly